Magallana angulata is the source of this 1023-nucleotide messenger RNA. RefSeq lists its product as uncharacterized. The coding region runs from base 218 to 766 and encodes 182 amino acids. The record is from RefSeq and is a predicted model, not a curated record. The transcript has 4 exons. Lineage: Eukaryota; Metazoa; Mollusca; Bivalvia; Ostreida; Ostreidae.
UUAAAGAAUCGAUAACUGCAUUUGCCAUUUGUGUGUCUUGGACGGUUUUGUUUAUUCUGGCUAAUAUAAGGGGACUGUGGCAACUGUGUUAUAAUAAAGAUAAAGAGUAGUUUUGUAACUCUUAUUCGGGAGUUCGAAAUCUAGGUCAUAGACACGCCCUGAAGAUUAUAUACCCCACUCAUCACUUCGUACUGUCACAUUGACAAGGCAACAGGAAAUGGAAGGACAGACAGAGAAAGUCGAUACACAAGAAAAGGGGCGUCUCCUGUCCUACAUCAGUAUGAUGUCUGUGGUCGCUCUCUGCAUGGGCGUCGUCAGUAUAAUUGUUGGAAUUCUAGUAUUUGUGUAUCUGGGAGGAGGCGGGUACCCAAUUACCUCGGCAACUGGCAUUUGGUAUUCAUUUUUGCCAAUAUCCUUUGGAAUAGUAGGAAUUGCAGCUGGCAGAACAACAGAUGAAACGACACAAUCAAAGCUGUUGGGUGGGCACUACACUGCCAGCAUCCUUCUUGUUGCCAUGGGAUACGCCCUAGCUACAGCCAUACAGGGCGUAGUAACAUGCGCCACCAACAGCGAAAAAUGUGGAACCAAUCGAGACACACAGCUUGCACUCCAUAUCGUGUUACUUUGUGUUAUACUGGUGGGGUACAUUUUGGCUGUGGUCUCCAUGUGCAUUCAUCUGAAAAAUAGAAAUAUUCUGCACCCCGACUGGAAAUAUCGCAGAGGGUGCUGUGGGCGUAAGGGAGAGGAGGAACCCCCCAAGGCUUGAUCAGUCAGGGAAAAUGUGAUCCAUGCGACUUCGUCUUAGAUGGAACAGUAAAUGUAGCCAAUAGAUAAACACAAUUAAAGAUAGAUUGUGCAAGAUUAAGUCAAAGGUUCUAUCCUUUGGAAACAUUCACAUAUUGAUUUAUACUUUUUUAUGAAUCUGUGAACUUGCACUGUGUUACAAAGUGGGAUACUACCGGCAAAUUCAAAGCAACAUGGAUUGCUCACUUGACUCCUUUCUCCCUAUCUACAAAUGUAGUG